Molecule: messenger RNA, 894 nt
Organism: Gigantopelta aegis
Lineage: Eukaryota; Metazoa; Mollusca; Gastropoda; Neomphalida; Peltospiridae
Exons: 10
Coding region: 1-894 (297 amino acids)
Source: RefSeq, a predicted model, not a curated record
AUGGGGCGUUACGUGGGAAGUUGCUCUAUUAUCAGAUUGACAGCUGAGAUAGAAUGCUUGGAAGAACGGCUGAGCGACUGCAGGCGAGGUCGUGAAGCAACCAAACCACCAGCGACAAAAGCACCGCCGAAACCAACAACCAAACCACCAACAGAGGUAACACAAGCACCGACCAAACCAACAACCAAACCACCAGGAACAAAAGUACCACCGAAACCAAUCUGUCGUCGCAUCCCUGGAUCUGUCUGGUGUACAACAGAGUCAGCAUGUUCAAGUCGUGACGGAACGAUGAUGCCCAAUUUCACUUGUGUUAAUAUAGCGUUUGGCUGUUGCAACCUUAAUCUAAAACCAGUCUGUGUUAGAAAGGCUGGAUCUGUCUGGUGCACAUCAGAGUCGGCGUGUUCUAGGCUUGGUGGCACAAUGAUGCCUGAAUUCACUUGUCGUAGUAACAAGCUUGGGUGUUGCAAGAAAGAAGUAAAACCAGCCUGUGUUAAGGUGCCUGGAUCUGUCUGGUGCACAUCAGAGUUGUUGUGUACGAAGCGUGGCGGCACGAUGAUGUCUGAAUUCACUUGUGGUAGAAACACGCUUGUGUGUUGCAAGGUUGAAGCAAAACCAGUCUGUCGUCGCAUCCCUGGAUCUGUCUGGUGUACAACAGAGUCAGCAUGUUCAAGUCGUGACGGAACGAUGAUGCCCAAUUUCACUUGUGUUAAUAUAGCGUUUGGCUGUUGCAACCUUAAUCUAAAACCAGUCUGUGUUAGAAAGGCUGGAUCUGUCUGGUGCACAUCAGAGUCGGCGUGUUCUAGGCUUGGUGGCACAAUGAUGCCUGAAUUCACUUGUCGUAGUAACAAGCUUGGGUGUUGCAAGAAAGAAGUAAAACCAGGUUGUUAUAACUGA